Molecule: messenger RNA, 642 nt
Organism: Dermacentor andersoni
Lineage: Eukaryota; Metazoa; Arthropoda; Arachnida; Ixodida; Ixodidae
Source: RefSeq, a predicted model, not a curated record
UGUGUUUGGGUGCACGUAUGCGCUUGGACACGGAUAUAUCCUGCUUGCCCUCAACGGGCGUUCAACAGUCUACGCGCACUCGUAACUUGCUCAUGAGGCAAGUUGCUGUUGUGCUGGAGCUGAGAAGAGGUCUGCUGCCUGCAAUGGGUCCAUCUCUCUCAAGUUAUCGCAGUAUUGUAGCUCUCAAAGUUCAAAAAAGUAUGGUGGAAGCUGUUGCCAAGGUUCCGACCAGAAAAGACAGCCAGUAUAAAAGGGUCCACACCACUGAUCUCUACUACAGGGCAUGGACAGCACAUCGAGCACCCUCGACUGAAGCCAACCUUGUCCCGGAAGUUGGUGCUUCACAACUUUGCGGCAGCACUUCGUUUGCACGGCCUGUGGAGACAAGGUUUCUUAGACAUGGCCAUGGCCCUCCAGGAAGAUGCCGAGGCCACAGGCAGUUCCUCCAGUGACCGUGAAAAGGUCCCCUGGGGCACAAGUCUAAUUUGGCACCCCUACCUUUCUCCUGCAGCUUUUCUGUCUACUUAGCUAACCAGCAGCAAGUUUAUCCUUGCAAGCAUUUUGGGUCAAGAACAACUUUCACCAGGAAGAAGUGCAAGACGAGUGAUUGAAGAAAAUAAAGUUGCUUCUGUGAUCUAAGAA